This is a messenger RNA of Emiliania huxleyi CCMP1516, 3591 nucleotides long. RefSeq names its product putative methytransferase. The record is from RefSeq and is a predicted model, not a curated record. Gene Ontology annotation, molecular function: cobalamin binding; methionine synthase activity; zinc ion binding. The transcript has 8 exons. The coding region runs from base 1 to 3417 and encodes 1138 amino acids. NCBI's taxonomy places the organism in Eukaryota, Haptophyta, Isochrysidales, Noelaerhabdaceae.
AUGCGCCGAGCCCGCGGCUUGCCGCGCGCCCUCCUGCCCCCCUCCGUUGCUGGUCUCGGUCGGAGUGGAGGCCGUGAGGGCCUCCCCCCCGCGCGGCUCGCGCGCGGGCACGGCGCGCAGCCCCACCCCGCACUGCCGCGGGUCUGCGGGCAGCCGCCGCGGCACAAUUUGCGAAAACUGGCGGCCAUCAACUACGACGAGCUCAGCCUGGACGAGCUCAAGGUUGUCGUCGCGAGCCUGGUGGAGCGGCUGGAGCUGGCCAAGGCCGCGCUCACGUCCAAGAUGGACACGCCCAAGCUGGUGGCCGCCAAGGUCGAAGGGACCUUUCCGGACCUGCCCUGGGGAUCCCCCGUCGACGCUGAGAUGGUGCGCUCCUACCUUGAGAAGAACAUGCAGGAGCGGAUUAUGGUGAUCGACGGCGCGAUGGGCACCACCAUCCAGCAGUACAAAUUCUCCGAGGAGGACUUCCGCGGCGAGCGCUGGAAGGAUAUCGACCAGGAGCUCAAGGGCAACAACGACCUGCUCGUCUUCACGCAGCCCGACACCAUCCGCGACAUCCACCGCCGCUACUUCCUCGCGGGCGCCGACAUGGUCGAGACAAACACCUUCUCAGGGACGACGAUCGCGCAGGCGGACUACAAGAUGGAGCACAUCGUUUACGAGCUCAACAAGGUGGCCGCCGAGCUCGCCGUCGACGCCGCCAAGGAGGUGACCCAGCUGGAGCCGCACAAGCCGCGGAUGGUUUGCGGCGCAAUCGGGCCGACCAACCGGACCCUCUCCAUCUCGCCGUCGGUGGAGGACCCCGGCUUCCGCAACUGCACCUGGGACGAGGUGGUCACCGCGUACAAGGAGCAGGUCGCCGGCCUGAUCGACGGCGGCGUGCACAUCAUCCUCGUCGAGACCAUCUUCGACACGCUCAACGCCAAGGCGGCGCUGUUUGCGAUCGACGAGUACUACGAGGAGUCGGGCUGCCCGCGGCUGCCCGUCAUCAUCUCGGGCACCAUCGUCGACAUGUCCGGCCGCACGCUCUCCGGCCAGACCACCGAGGCCUUCUACGUCUCGGCGCGCGCCGUCGUCGGCAUCUGGCCGGCCAACGCGGUCGGCGACGACAUCGAGGUGUACGCGGCGGACGGCUCGGGCGCGGUGCGCGGCGUGCUGCACACGCUCCGGCAGCAGGAGGAGCGCGAGGACGACCACUACCUCGCGCUCUCCGACUUUGUCGCCACCAAGGAGUCGGGCGUCAAGGACUACGUCGGCGGCUUCGCCGUGUCGUGCGGCUUUGGGUGCGAGGAGGUCUGCUCCAAGCUGCGCGCCGAGGGCGACGACUACCAGGGCAUCAUGAUGGAGGCGGUGGCGGACCGCCUCGCCGAGGCCUUUGCCGAGCUGCUGCACCACAAGAUGCGCAAGGAGCUCUGGGGCUACGCGCCCGACGAGGCGCUCUCGGCCGACGACAUGCUCAAGGUCAAGUACCAGGGCAUCCGGCCGGCGCCCGGCUACCCGACGCAGCCCGACCACACCGAGAAGGCCUUCCUGUGGGAGCUGCUCGACGCGGAGAAGGCGACGGGCAUCACGAUGACCGACUCGUUUGCCAUGCUGCCCGCCGCAUCGGUCUCCGCCGUCAUCUUUGCCAACCCGUGCUCCACCUACUUCCAGGUCGGCAAGUACAAGCCCCAGGACUCGGGCGGCACUCUCGUGGCGGCGUGGGAGGCGGUGCCGGCCGAGGAGGAGCAAGCGUGCGCGAGGCUCACGGCGCAGCCGCGGCGCAACCGCGCCUGGUUCGGCGUGCUCGAGCGCGAGCUCGUCAUCAGGCCAAUGCAGCAGCGCACGUUCGACCUCUCCAUUUUCGAAGCGGUGCCAGUCAUCAUCGUGGCCCCGUGCUACUUGGCGCUGCUCAACCUGCACUUCGCGCCGGACGAGCUCUACUCGUUCGAGACGUUCGUCGGCUCGGACGGCCUCCGCGCCGCGCCGCCCCCCCUCUUCCGCCGCUCUCUCCUCGUCAUCUCGCGCGAGAUUGCGCCGCCGGGCAGCCGCCUAAGGGAGAUCACGAUCCGGCGGCUGCAAAUCGCCAUCGUCGCGCAGACCAGCGGCAAGGAGGCGCCCCGCAAGCUGAUCCACGCGCGCAUCGUCCUCGAGGGCAUCUCGUUCGCCGCCUUCACCUCCCUCGACACGUGGCCCGUGGCGGAGUGGACGGGCGACCGCCACACCGGCAUCGGGUACGACUUUGAGAGCGCCGACGAGGUGGCCGACACGGUGGGGAUGGGCGCGUGGUCGGUCGCUCCGACCAUGAAGCAGCUGAGGGACCCCGCCUGGCAUGGCGGCUACAUGAUGCUGCAGGAAGGCCCGGCCAGUAUCGAGUAUAUGGCGGCCGAGUCGAAGCUGGUCCUGAAGCUCAGCAUCUCCUACUUUGACCGCAACGGCACCUUCCAGACGGGCGCGCAGCCAGACCAGCCGCCACGGCCCAACAUGAAGUACACCAUGACGGCGGGGUGGCAGGACAACACCUUUGUCGUCACGCGGGCCGACCUCGAGGCCCACACCGACGCGGGCGCGACCGACUUUACGCACUACCGCGUCUGGCAGCUGCGCGGCAAGUACCCCAACCGCGGCUACCCGAAGAUCUUCAACGACGAGACGGUGGGCGAGGAGGCGAAGAAGCUGCACGCCGACGGCGAGGCGCUGAUCGCCGACAUCAUCAAGAACAAGACGCUCAAGGCGCGCGCCGUCGUCGGCAUCUGGCCGGCCAACGCGGUCGGCGACGACAUCGAGGUGUACGCGGCGGACGGCUCGGGCGCGGUGCGCGGCGUGCUGCACACGCUCCGGCAGCAGGAGGAGCGCGAGGACGACCACUACCUCGCGCUCUCCGACUUUGUCGCCACCAAGGAGUCGGGCGUCAAGGACUACGUCGGCGGCUUCGCCGUGUCGUGCGGCUUUGGGUGCGAGGAGGUCUGCUCCAAGCUGCGCGCCGAGGGCGACGACUACCAGGGCAUCAUGAUGGAGGCGGUGGCGGACCGCCUCGCCGAGGCCUUUGCCGAGCUGCUGCACCACAAGAUGCGCAAGGAGCUCUGGGGCUACGCGCCCGACGAGGCGCUCUCGGCCGACGACAUGCUCAAGGUCAAGUACCAGGGCAUCCGGCCGGCGCCCGGCUACCCGACGCAGCCCGACCACACCGAGAAGGCCUUCCUGUGGGAGCUGCUCGACGCGGAGAAGGCGACGGGCAUCACGAUGACCGACUCGUUUGCCAUGCUGCCCGCCGCAUCGGUCUCCGCCGUCAUCUUUGCCAACCCGUGCUCCACCUACUUCCAGGUCGGCAAGGUCUGCAAGGACCAGAUCACCGACUACGCCAGCCGCAAGGGGAUGAGCAUGGAGGAGGCGGAGCGGUGGAUGGGCCCCUACCUCGCCUACGACCCCGCGGCGUGACCGCGUGAGCGUAGAGCGACCGCCGCGGUCGCUCCGCCGCGAUCGCCGCCGCUCGAGCGAAUCCCUCUUAGCUGCUGCACACACUGCUAGACUCUUAUGGCGCACACACCUGUACUGCCCCCGUACGAAUGGAGUAUGUUAUUGCUUUAAAAUUUGUUAAAAGUUUUUGCGAAC